Molecule: messenger RNA, 1462 nt
Organism: Amorphotheca resinae ATCC 22711
Lineage: Eukaryota; Fungi; Ascomycota; Leotiomycetes; Helotiales; Amorphothecaceae
Exons: 4
Coding region: 286-1443 (385 amino acids)
Source: RefSeq, a predicted model, not a curated record
CUUUAUGAAUCUUUUUCUAUUAUUUUACUUUCAUUUACCUGUUUAUUCAUAUAUUUCCUCAAGUAGGGAAAAAUUGGGGAUCUAGGAUCUCAUUUCUGAACGUGAACAAACGAAAGAGGGGUUGAUGACUAGGGUUUUUGGUGCUGAGUCACGAUACCUAGGUACUGUACUGGGAUUUAUACUUCUGGUUUAGUUGGAUUUGGAUUUGUAUAUUGAUUUGUGUUUCACUAAAAGAAAGAAAGAGGAGUAGGAGAGGAGAGAAAAGGCAGUCGGGAAUAGGUAGAGAUGGAAAUGAGUUGUUCUUGGAUUGUUUGGGGGGUUGCAGCGGGGUUAAUAUUGGCUGUGGUGCAUUUUGGGGGGGUAUACAUAAGGGGAGGCGUAAGUGAGCGGUCGAGAGCCGUUGAGAAGAGGACAAUCUCACAGCCUGCACAAGCAUCUGAUGAGAAAACCAAAGAUCCGACGACAGAGAUUAUCCCUCUACCAGAUUUCGACUGGCGAACUACAGAACCACUAAAGAUCCGACCUUUCAAACCCAAGUAUCACUUAACCAUGGGCCUAACAAACUGCCCUCCCUCAGAGCUCAUAGAAAUCGACAAGAAUUACGUCGACCGACUCACGCUACGCAAACAAAUCAUGCAAGAGCACCAAUCCACGGUUCUACAAGCGCAGCCUAUCAUCCAGCCCGCCAUAAACGAGCUCUACACCUACCUAACCUCCAUCUACCUACCCCAGCGCUUCCCCACGAUCUUCCAGCUCUCCCCGGGGGGGCAGCAGCUGCACAACCUCGCCACCUCAUGUACGCUCCCUCUCGAGCCGCCCGCGGAUCCGAUACAGACCCUUGCGCUGUUGGGCGCUAAUCUCGAGGAUGAUUUCUUGUUCCUGCUCCCUGCGGAUGAUGGCGAUGGGUACGUGCUCCGCGGCUUCGUGACGUGUUUCCCGAGCGGUUUCGAUACAAGGGAAAAGCUAGGUUUGAAAUUGAGGGAGAUUCAUAAGCCGGUGCCGGGGUAUAAGGAGAAGUUGGAGUUGAGCAUGGAUCGGUUCUUUGAUAGGUUGGAGGUGGGGAGGUUGGUUAGGAGGGUUAAUUGGUCAAUAACCACGACCCCGACCCUCUUCACCCCCAGCGGCACCCAUCUCUACACCGACUCCCCCCUCCCUCCUCCCCUUCCCCUCUCCCCCUCUUCCCCCUCAUCCCCCCCCAUCGACAUCAACCAAACCCAUCUCCGCUGCGAGCGUCAAAUCCUGCAUCGACUCCCCCAAACCAAAGCCUUAGUAUUCUCAUUCAAAACAUACAUGUAUCCGAUCCGACAGAUCAAGGAGGAGGGGCUGGGCGAAGAGUUGGCAGAAGCGAUUGAUGGGUUGAGGGAGGGCAGUGUGCCACGCAUGUAUUGGUAUAAGAGGGGUGUUGUGUGGGGCGAGGGGGUUAAGGAGUUUUUGAGGAGUUAGAUUUUUGGUUGGGGAGGGG